Messenger RNA from Eleginops maclovinus (Patagonian blennie), 2339 nucleotides. Its product is annotated as spectrin beta chain, non-erythrocytic 1-like. Gene Ontology annotation, molecular function: protein binding; phospholipid binding. Bases 233 to 1006 code for a protein of 257 amino acids. The transcript has 7 exons. NCBI's taxonomy places the organism in Eukaryota, Metazoa, Chordata, Actinopteri, Perciformes, Eleginopidae. The record is from RefSeq and is a predicted model, not a curated record.
GGAAAAGAUCGCUACACCACCUGACUCACCUCCGCCAAUCAGAAAGCUUGUUGCUCCGACUCAACCUCAACCUCCUCCAGAUGCAGAAACACCUUCUUCCCCUGAUUCGUCACCAUCUCCAACGAGAAGAGAGCUCCACAAUGAGCCAGAUCCUCCCGAUUCUCAACCUACUGACUCCCCGAGUCCACCAAUCACAGAGGAGGAAACCGAAUCAGCUGACCUGGCUCCUCCAAUGAGAGAGCUUCCUCCGUCUCCUCCACAGCAACAGAGGGAGUUAGAAGAUCUACCAGAGGAGGAACACAGCUCCACACAGGAGGUGACGGCAGAGCGGCCAAUCAGAAUGGAGGGAAUGCUGGAGAUCAAACUGAAGCAAGGAGGAAUCAAGGGUCUGGAUCACUGGGAGGAAGUGCUGGCUGUUCUGGAAGGAGAGACGCUCAGCCUGUUUCAGGACAGAGCGGCUGCUGCAGAGAGGGCCUCUAGGUGGCCUCCUAUCAACAUGGAAGGAGUCAGUUGCAGGGUGAACGCUCACUACCGGAGGAAGGAGAACACCUUCAAACUCAUUCUGGAGGACGGCACUCAGUUCCUGUUCGCAGCGCAGAGCAGAGAGCUGCAGCUGCUCUGGGUGAAGAAGCUGCAAAACUGUCCAGAAUCUGCCAGCAGCGACUCUGAGGACUCAGGAGCCUCAUCAGUCAACCUCAGUCUGGAGAAGUUGGCAGAAGCUCAGGAGGAUUCAUCCUCAACGAAACAGCCGGACAGAAGAGCUGAGAGCCUGGAGAGACAACUGUCCACAGAGGGGCAACCUCCUCCCAAACCCCCCCACUCUUACUACAACAAACACAACUUCUUCGAGGAAGGGGAGGCCAGCACAGAUAAUGAGAGUCAUCAGAACCUGCCCCCCCCAGAAGACCAGGACUCCCCCACUGAGACCUCUCAGCUGCCAGAGGACAACGCCAGCAGAGACCGGUCGAAGAAGAGCGUCUUCAGGAAGUUUUUCACUAAGAAGUAACACUUUAUUGCAGUCAUCCUGCCUCGCUAGUUCUGGGAAGCCAAACAGGUGACAAAGACUCUGAUAUUGAAAUGAUGAAAGCCUUAAUGGAUGCCAAGUAGAACUAGUUUAAAAGGUAUUUGAUUUAAGUGCCUUACAGAAGAGGAACAAACCAGUGAUGGUAAUGAAGGUUAAUACAGUCGAGCGCAAAAGCAAUUCCCAGAACGAAAUCUUAUUUUGUAAGAACUUUUUCCAGGUUUUCAGAGUUCCUUACAAUACCAAAAGCCAGGAGAUACAUUUAAAAGCUCUGGAAUUAGUCGGAAGAGUUUAGAAGAAGUUAGUUUAGCAAAAUAAAGAUCCACUUACUCACUUUUCCAAGAUCUUUCCUCAAAAAAAGACAAAGAAAUGCCUUUGUGGAAAAAGCUACUAAAUGGGCCUUCUGUAGUUUCUUUGAGAGUUGCUCUAAAGAUGUUUUGUUUUAUGUAAAAAAUAAUUAAAAAAGCAGAACUAAGAGCCGUGUUUCCACCGUAGUGCUCAAAGACACGUGACUGGUCACCCACGUGUUUUCAUCUUGAAAUAAACUCCACUUUUUUAUAACAAAUGAGUUUCUACUUAAACGUCUUUCUGAAAUCUAUUAGUUUGAUCUCAAAGUGUUUCUGAAAUUAGCUCCAGGUUUUUGUUUCUGAAACAGACGGAUGAUAAAUAUCCUGUCUGCCUCUGGAGGGAAUGUGCUUGUGUGUGUUUUUAAUUUAAAAUAGUUUGAAGUGACUUCAUCUGAAGAGUAUUGAUCUCCACCUUUCAGAAAAGUGAAUCGAUUCAAACAAAUGUGUCCCAUGUAGGAGCAGAAACGGCUCCUUUAUUUCGAAGAGAUGAACUUUGCUUAAUGUGCGUCAGUGUUUCUGGAAACAAACUCCCAUUUAUUUAUUAAUCCAAGCAUCUUCAGAGCCGCAUUGAAUCGGAUCAAUAAGUCAAUCAUUAAAAAUAAUGAGUCAGAUUAAAGACGUUGGAGAGAAAUCCGGAGUUCAAACACUUUACGGAAAUUAAAGCCGAUUGAAGUGAUUUCUUUCUGAGAGUCAUUCAGACAUUAUGAAUCAUACACAUCAUAAAUACGUGACCUCACGCCAUCAUUGAUUAGCUCUGCGUUGGGUUUGAAAUGAAAACUCUUUAUGUUUCAGUUUUUUAGUAAUGAUCAUUGUAGUGAUUUCUGUAAGGUCUCUGCAGCACAUGUCGUAGAUUUUAUAAGAAAUAUUGAGGAGGAUUUGAAGCAAACUCUGAUUAAAUUGCACUGAAUGUUUUUAAUAGAAAGCAUCAGCCAAAUGAAAUGUCAUUAAAUAUUUCCAUAUUUCACACUAAA